This is a messenger RNA of Saprolegnia diclina VS20, 684 nucleotides long. RefSeq lists its product as hypothetical. The record is from RefSeq and is a predicted model, not a curated record. The transcript is spliced from 2 exons. Gene Ontology annotation, cellular component: cytoplasm; nucleus. The coding region runs from base 1 to 684 and encodes 227 amino acids. NCBI's taxonomy places the organism in Eukaryota, Oomycota, Saprolegniomycetes, Saprolegniales, Saprolegniaceae.
AUGGCCGGCCGGAAGCUGCGCAUCCUCUGUCUACAUGGCUGGCGCACGAGCAACAAGGUACUGCAGGUGCAGAUGGUUGGGCUCCAGCAAGCGCUGGGUGGCAAGGACGGCGUCGAGUUUGUGAGCCUGAACGCGCCGCACCGCGCGUCUGGGCCUGCGCACGCCGAAGUCGAGCUCUUCUUUGGCAAGAACGGACCGUACUACGAGUGGUGGGACCAUGUCGAGACGCCGGCGACCGAGACGACGCCCAAGCGCAGCGACUACGUCGGCCUACCACGGUCGCUGGACUUUCUGCUCGGCCAAGUCGACGCGCUCGGGCCCUUUGACGCGGUCCUGGGCUUCUCGCAGGGCACGGCCAUGACGACGAUCUUGACGGCGCACUACCUCAGCCACGGCACGCCGCCGCCGUACAAGGCUGUCUUGCUCUUCUGCGGCCUCCUCGCGCGCGACGGUAUGCCCGAGGCGCUGCGCUCUGGGAGCUCGUACCACUUGGACAUUCCGUCGAUCCACGUGCUCGGCGAGACGGACGCCAUCUUUUCGUGGUCCAAGAAGCUCGUGGGCGCGUACGAGAGCUCGAGUCGCACGAUGUUUGUCCACCCGGAUGGCCACAAGUUUCCGACGCUGCCCCAGGCCAAGCCCAUGUACAACGAGAUCGCGGCCAAGCUCCGCGAGAUCUGCGGUUAA